Molecule: messenger RNA, 4023 nt
Organism: Poecile atricapillus (Black-capped chickadee)
Lineage: Eukaryota; Metazoa; Chordata; Aves; Passeriformes; Paridae
Gene: GTPBP2
Product: GTP binding protein 2
Exons: 12
Coding region: 166-1992 (608 amino acids)
Biological process (GO): translational elongation
Molecular function (GO): GTPase activity; translation elongation factor activity; GTP binding
Source: RefSeq, a predicted model, not a curated record
GAGGUGUAGUUUCGAGCGGAAGGCGCGCGGUGCCUUCUCGGCGUUGUAGGCGGGCGGGACUCGCUUUCCCGGGGCGCCGCGCGGCGGUCGGUGACGCCGGAGCCGGGCCGGCGGGGCCGGGCAGGGGAGCGGAGCGGGCUCUGCGGCGGGGCCGCGGUGUCCGCCAUGGACUCGCGGGUGUCGGAGUUGUUCGGGGGCUGCUGCCGGCCGGCGGGCGGCGGGGCAGGCGCAGCGCUGCGCGGGCGCGGGGGUGCCGCGCCUAGCGGCGGCGGUGGCUCGAAGACGAAGAAGAAGAACGGGCGGAGCCGCGGAGGGAAGGCCAACAACCCCCCGUACCUGCCGCCCGAGGCAGAAGAUGGGAACAUCGAGUACAAGCUAAAGCUGGUGAAUCCCUCGCAAUAUCGCUUUGAACACCUGGUGACACAGAUGAAGUGGCGACUACAGGAGGGCCGAGGUGAGGCUGUCUAUCAGAUCGGCGUGGAGGACAAUGGGCUGCUGGUGGGCCUCUCGGAGGAGGAGAUGCGAGCCUCGCUCAAGACGCUGCGCCGGAUGGCAGAGAAGGUUGGGGCUGACAUUACAGUUCUGCGGGAGAGGGAGGUCGAUUACGACAGCGAUGUUCCAAGGAAGAUAACGGAGGUGCUUGUCCGAAAGGUGCCUGACAACCAGCAGUUCUUAGACCUUCGAGUAGCUGUCCUAGGGAAUGUGGACUCAGGGAAGUCAACACUGCUGGGUGUCCUAACACAAGGAGAGCUCGACAAUGGGCGGGGCAGAGCACGCCUCAACCUCUUCCGGCAUCUCCAUGAAAUCCAGUCAGGAAGAACAUCAAGCAUCAGCUUUGAGAUCCUCGGCUUCAACAGCAAAGGAGAGGUGGUAAAUUACAGUGACUCCCGGACAGCAGAAGAGAUCUGUGAGAGUUCUUCCAAAAUGAUCACUUUCAUUGACCUGGCUGGUCACCACAAGUAUCUGAAAACAACCAUCUUCGGCCUCACCAGCUACUGCCCAGACUUUGCCAUGCUGGUGGUUAGUGCUAACACUGGCAUUGCGGGCACAACACGAGAGCACUUGGGCUUGGCCAUGGCCCUCAAGGUCCCCUUCUUCAUUGUCAUCAGCAAAGUUGACUUGUGUUCAAAAGCCACUGUGGAACGAACAGUGAAGCAGCUCGAGCGGAUCCUGAAACAGCCAGGCUGCAACAAGCUCCCCCUGCUUGUGAAUUCAGAUGACGAUGCUGUUACAGCAGCACAACAGUUUGCACAAUCUCCCAACAUCACCCCAAUCUUCACACUGUCCAGUGUUUCUGGGGAGAACCUGGAUCUCUUGAAAGUCUUCCUCAACAUCCUCCCUCCACUAACCAACAGUAAAGAGCAGGAAGAAUUAAUGCAGCAACUUACAGAAUUUCAGGUCGAUGAAAUUUAUACAGUGCCAGAGGUGGGGACUGUUGUGGGAGGAACUCUGUCAAGUGGGAUCUGCCGAGAAGGGGAGAACUUGGUGGUUGGUCCCACUGAUGAUGGGAAGUUCCUCCGGCUGAAAGUGUGCAGUAUCCAACGGAACCGCUCUGCCUGCCGUGUGCUGCGGGCUGGGCAGGCAGCCACCCUGGCCCUUGGGCCCUUCGACCGCUCCCUGCUGCGCAAGGGCAUGGUCAUGGUGAGCCCAGAAAUGAACCCAACCAUCUGCUCAGUGUUUGAAGCCGAGAUCGUGCUGUUAUUCCAUGCCACAACUUUCCGGAAAGGGUUCCAGGUGACGGUGCAUGUGGGGAAUGUGCGACAGACAGCUGUCGUAGAGAAGAUCCAUGGAAAGGACAAGCUGCGGACAGGAGAGAAGGCAGUUGUCUGUUUCAGGUUCAUCAAGCAUCCUGAAUACUUGAAGAUUGGAGCCAAACUACUUUUCCGUGAAGGAGUCACCAAAGGCAUUGGGCAUGUCACUGACCUCCAAGCCAUCACCACCAAAGAAAACAGCCUGGAGGAGUCCCUGGGGCCUGGACAGCUGAGCUUCUGACUACCAGCAGGUCAGAGAAAUCUCUACUCACCAGCACCUGGGGAGAAGGCUGGAAGCUCCUGUGGCUUUCUGAGCAAUGCCUGGAGCUGCUGCUGUCCCGUUCUAGUGUGGAUGUCCCUCCUCUGCACUGUGAGAUGGAGCAUGGGAGAGUUUCUUGCAUUCACUGCCGUAUGUGGGACAAGUUAAGCAUGUUCUCCACAUCGCCUGCAGCUUUCAUUACCCUGCCCUCCUUCGGAAUAGAUCAGAGGUACCUGCAGACCUGGGCAAGCAAGUUUUGGCUUUGUUUACUGUUUGAAAAUUGCUGGUUGGGAGGCGCAGUGCCCUUGAAGACAAGCAGUGAAGGGAUGUUUUUCCAUCUCUGACACAAGGUCUGGUCCCAUUUCUGCUCUCUGAAUACUGGGUUGAUAACAGUAUUCUCUCAAGUCAUCCUUCAGUACAUCCUUCUGGGCAGGGGAUGGAAGAGGCCAUGCUACCCACAGCAAGGGCUUGGCUGAACCUCUCAGAAUGCAUUCAGGACACUUUUUAACCGUUUGAAUCUUGGUUGGCUUUAAUCUGCUGUGUGUCCAUUUGUGCAUUGGUUUUGCGUUAACUCCAAUCUGAGUGUCUUACUGUUGGACAGAUGUCCUGUUCCCCACUCACAUGUACACAUUUCUUCAGCAUCCCUCUUUCUGACUCCUGGGAAGCUGUGGCUGCUCUGAGUGGCACAACCUCCUGACAUAACAUCAUGAAGACAGAGUUUGUACUUGCAUGUGUUCCUUGCAGCAGCUGGACAGGAGGCCAUUCUGUGGAGCAGAGCAGGGCCCAGGCCUGUGCUGGUGUGAGCAGGUUGUUUCUAUGGAUGUUCACCUGAAGGUGCCCUCUGCACACUGGUAGCAGUGGUUUGCAAUGGGCUCCCUAGUGCGGCUGUUCCCAGCCCACCUUGUUCCUCACACGCUUGCCUUAAUGCGUGAGGAGGACAGGCUGCGUUACCUACACAAAACCAGGUAAUUUCUGUUUUGACAGUGGAAUGGUUUUUAUUUCUCUUAGAGCAAGAAUUCCUUUCUUUCCAUUGCCACUGAUGUUUGUUGUCAGAAGAAAGCUGAUGUUGCCAGCAAGGACUCUGUAUGUAGAGUGGAGCACAGGUCUCCCACUCUGUCAUGCAGCUCUGCUGUGUAGCCUGCAGGCUGCAGCAGGGUCUGUAAAGCUGUACAUAGGCUUCUGGUUUUAUUGUUGACUGUUAGACCAAAUGUGUCUGCUGUGAGCAAAAGGCCUUCAGCAAGCCCUGCUGGUUGGUGUGGUGGCCUGCUAGCCCUGACUGAAGAGAAGGGCAAGGGCCUGUGAUAUAACUUGGACACCCCAGCGGCCCUUCUGCCAUCCUGAGAGCAGGUUCUGCUGUUGGGCCACUGGCACAGGCACUGCUGUGGGGCUGUGCAGGGCCGUGGGUCUCUGCACUGGGCAAGGCCAUUGAGGGGUGGGAGGGUGGGGUCUGCACCCUGCCAAGAGCAUGCUGAGGUGAGGGAAGCCUGUCAAGUGGUGGCAUAAAUGAACGGAAGGCAGCUUAAUAGUUGCAGGAGUGACCUGUCCCUCAAAGGGAGCACUGAUCCAGCUGAAAACUGCUGCAUCCCCAGCAGAGAAAAAGGAGAUGCUGGCUCAGGGUCACUACUCAAGCAGGAUCCCUUUUUAUUCCCAUUCUGGCAGUUGGCUGGGUAUUCCAAAGGCAUGGUCUUUUCACCAAUGCCUGCAAGGACAGGCCCCAGCUGCCAGCAGGCUCUUGUCUUUGGUGCUAGUGGGUCACAAAGAAAGCUGCCUGGGGAUGGGGGACUCCAGCUCUUUGCAGCAGCACUGGUGUUUUCUGCCCCAAAGGGGGGUGCUGUGACCUUUCUGAAACAGCUGAUGGCUGGUCUCACCUCAUCCUUGCCAUCUGUGGCAUGACUGUUCUUGGUGCCAUGCUCUUCAUAAUUGCUGUUUUGUUGUCUUGAAUUUUUCUAAUGCUGGGGAUUGUCCCAGUUCUCCAAGCAUCUAUAUAAAUGUACAGAAUAAAGAUGUUUUAUU